Messenger RNA from Diachasma alloeum, 2404 nucleotides. RefSeq lists its product as uncharacterized. Bases 160 to 798 code for a protein of 212 amino acids. Gene Ontology annotation, cellular component: membrane; septate junction. NCBI's taxonomy places the organism in Eukaryota, Metazoa, Arthropoda, Insecta, Hymenoptera, Braconidae. Gene Ontology annotation, biological process: septate junction assembly; regulation of tube size, open tracheal system. The record is from RefSeq and is a predicted model, not a curated record. The transcript is spliced from 2 exons.
CCCACUUGUCGCAUUAGUACCCGCACAAUUCUUCACAUAUUAAGAAUCUGUUGACCCUCCCAGUCCCCCAAUCCCUGCAAAAACAACCAAAACAAAGUGCAAAACAAUCCCAGAGCCUCUUCAAAAGUGCAAAGUGUCUGAAACUCAUUGAAAUAAAAAAUGGGAAAAACCAAAACUGGAAGAGCUGCGGCGAUAUGCACAGUUCUGGCGUUUGUUUUCGUGAUGAUUGCGUUCACCACACCCAACUGGCUGGAGACCGAUGGAAGACUGGCGCAUCCAAAAUUUUUAAGAAUAGGUCUCUGGCAGGUCUGCCUCCAGGACUUCCAGGACACGCAUCACAUGUACGACACGAGAUUCACCGGCUGCUGGUGGGUCUUCGAAGAGGAGUACUACAUCAUCAGGGACAUUCUCCUCCCCGAGUUCUUCGUUGCGACGCAGUUCUUCUUCACCCUGUGCCUGACUCUACUGCUGAUCGGUGGAUUCCUAACGGCUCUCUACGGCUGUUGCUCGCGCUCCCAUCCGCGUCACCAGGAGCUCCUCUGGGCGAUCGGAGGGAACUUGACCCUCUCGGGGAUCAGCGGAUUCAUCGCAUGCAUCAUCUUCGGGGCGAGGGGGGACGGCAGGGAUUGGAUGCCCGAUUGGGAGCACAAUGAUAUCUCUUGGUCAUUCGCUAUGGCUGUCGUUGGAAGUGUUUUGCUUCUCGCUGCUGGGAUUUUGUUCUUGGUGGAGGCGAGGAGACACAAGAAGAGGCACGAGAGGAUGCUUGAUGAGGAACCUAAGACCCAUACCACUAUCUAAUAGCUUCGUUUUUUUAGAGGAAUAAGGGGUAGUGGUGGGAUGAGAUGAAGUAGAGAAACACCAGCAGAAAUAUGUAUUCAGCACAAUUUAAGGUCACCUUGAGGGCCAAUUUAACCCUCAGAAGGUCCUCCAAGGUUAAAGGUUAAAUUGGCCCUCGAGGUCGUUUGGAGUUGCGGGUCAAAUAGUUUUGAGGGUCAAAUGAUCCUUAAAAUUUUUAGAGUUGAGGGUCAGAUUAAGGGUGAAAUAACUAUCAAGGUCGGUGGGAGUUGAGGGUCAAAUAGUUUUGUGGGUCAAAUAAUCCUUUAAACUUCUAAAGUUUAGGGUCAGACGUACCUGAAGGUCAAAUUAAGGAUGAAAUGCCCAUCAAGAGCAUUUGGAAUUGAGGGUCAAAUCGUCGUGGAGGUCAAUCUCCCUUAAAAACGUUCACGAUUAAGCGUCCAAUGAUUUUACGGAGUCGAACAAACAGAUUCUUUAUUAGAACUGAGUAAUCGGAAGAGUUAUUUGACCCUUCACCCUGCACCCCUCAAGGGUCAUUGGUCCUUUAAGACCAUUUGACCCUCAACUCCAAACAUUCUUCAAGGUUGUUUGACCCUUAACCCCGAAUGUCAUUAAGGGCCUAGAAGGGAAUGUCAUUCUGUCGUUGACCCCUACGACCCUCUGACCCUCAUCUAAAAACAAAAAAAAGUUUUUUGAAUUCUGCUGAAUAGUCAUGUCUCCAGAGAAGUGAGAUAUGAAAAUUUUCAAUAAUUUUUCAAUUUAUGAGAGUUACAAAACAACAUUUUGAUGGAAUUUUUUAGAGUGAAGUUGAAUCUACAAAAACGUCUUGACAAGAAUUUCUCUAUUAAUUCAUUCCAGAGAUAUUCGACAAGAACAAAAUUCCAAGUGAAAUUGACGCAUCUCGUCUCACCACUUGACUUUUUAAGUUACGUACAAAUUUAUAUGAGAGAAAAUCUAUUGAGGAAGAUUGUGGUGAGAUUACAAAGAAUUCUGUUCGUAAGAAUUUCUAGAUCUGUUAACAAUGAUGAAAAUUAUAUUUUUCUGCCUCCAGGAUUAUCAAUCCCAAAUGCAUAUCAUAAUCUAUUCCGACAUUUUAGUAUUUUCAAUAUUUGUUUUAAAUGAAGAAACAAAGACGAGGUGUCUGACGAUAAUUUUACAUUGAUAUACUGAAAAUUUAAUUUUGCAUACAACAAUCUCUUGGCAUUCAAGGUAUUCCACUCAGUGAGGUACCAAAUUUUAAUGAAGCGCACAUGAUUUUUUCUUAAUAAUUUUUGGAGAUAGUUUUUAUCGAUAAAUUAUCUCUGUAAUGUGAAGUACAGAUCUUGAAUCACCGUGAGAUGUCUUCAGGAUUUUUAUUGAAAUCCGUGAAAAAACCUGAGAAAAAAAUUCCGUCCAUUACUCCGAUUGCCUUGAGAAUCUCACGAAGAUUGUUAAUAUUUGUAAAUAGCUCUUAACUUGGUAUUAUUUUGUGAGAUUUUACUGACAUGAGGCUUGCAUGCGACUCGUGUCGAAUUUAUAAAUUUUAAUUAACAAUUCACAAUUCUUGAUUUCCAUGUUUAUUUUGUAAUGGAAUAUUUAUAUAGGAACGAAUAAAUCUUUCUAAUAAAAU